UUUAUUUUUUUGUUUUAUAGUUGAUUUAUAAUUAGAAUGUUUAUUUUGUUGUUUCUAAAUAAGUUUUUGGUUAGUAAUUCACUUAAUUAGUUAAUUGAUUUCAGUUUGGGAAGUGGGUGUGUUUCACAGUAUAAAUACGUAGAGUUUAGAUGAGUCUUUAGGCACAUGGGUGGUCAUAUGGUUUUUUACCUGUCUGUCUGUCCGUCUGUCAUCAGUCAGUGUUAUCAGUGAGAACAGGUGCAGGAGUUAGGAUAGGUUUAUCCGAAGCCUGUAACUUGUUUUAGCAAAAGAUUGAAUAAAAGUAAACUAAGAGCAUUUUGACUGUUUGACCUUUGUUGUACUGCGUAAACCAGAACCCAUGAUGCCCAGUAUUGACUGUUUGAGUUUAUUUCAUUUUGUUUUGACCACUUUUUGAGAUUUGAAUUUUUUUGAUUUUGGAAUUAAGUUUUCGGGACAAAUAGUCAAUAUACUUCAAGUAAAAAACCCGACCUUGGCAUUUUUGAUACGACAACAAGUAAGAAAGACGAUCCUGGAGUUUAAUCAACCGUCUCAAGUUGGCGGAUGGCUCCGUAAAGUUUGGAGGAACCACUUCCUUUGUUCUCUGGACGCCGAAAGCUGGAGGAAGCGGCCACGCCCACAAGCCAUGAAGGUGCUUCACCUCCAAGCUCUAAACGCUCACGUCUUUCUUCAGUGACAGCGGUAUGUACAAUGAUUGCUAAUGCUGUAAAGGAAAACGGCCAAACGACAGGAGUUUGAUGAUAGCGAUCAACGUUACCGUACAAGUUUGUCAACAUGAUGAAUGAAAGACUGAGUUAAAGCGCUGCACCUUUACGCACAGCCAUUGACUUUUAAAGAAAAAGGAAAGUUAUAGACAAAACUGCAAGCAGUUCAAAGUGUUUGGCUAAAAUGUCUGAUGUAUUGAAAGCACAGUCAACCAAGAGUGAUUCGGAGAUUUCAUCUAAACGAAGUAUUAAAAUGACUGAGAAAGGCUUGAUGUCUUGUAUAAAAAUGUGCCAAGAUAAAAGAAUUGCUAAAUUGAAGCAAGCAAGACGAAUAAUGGACGAUUUAAAUAUUUUGAUGGAGUCAAAUGAUAAAGCUGACUCAGUGAAUUCUCUUCUUGCUACAUUUAUUCAAUGUUCUCAGGAUGCAGAGGCGUCUCAUAAAAACUUAGCAAGUUUGCCACUCCCCUCUGAUGAACUCAUGAAACAAAACGAACAUUUCCAGAAUAAAAUGAGUUCUUACCACGAGUUUACUGAGCUUGUCAGGGGCUGGUUAUGUGAACGGGAGAAGCCCUUUGUGCAGCCCAGUGCAGAUGAUUACGAUCAAGACAAGAAUGAUGUUAACGCAAUUAAUCCUGAAGACAGCGCUUCCAAUGUGCGCUCUGUAAAGUCUAAGUCAGGCUCUCAGGUGUCCCGUGUCUCCUCUACAUCUUCGGCUCGCAUUAAAGCGGAGGCCGAGAGAGCGGCGCUGCUGGAGCGCGCUGCAGGACUCAAAAAGAAACAUCAGUUGGAAGCGCAGGAGGAAAAGCUAAAACAAGAAAAAGAGCAACUAGAACUUGAGACUGAGUUAGCGGCUGCUAACGCGAAACUUCGUGUGUUGGAAAUAAAUUCACAGUGUGGCUCAAAAUGUUCUGAUGGCAUGAAUUCGUAUAUUGAAAAGCGCAAUUCCAACAUGGCGCUUGAUCCUUGUGCCAAAGUAUUCGUUCCAGAGAGAAAUAUGGACGAUUUUAAAAUGGCUUCUGCCAUCGUUGAGAAACCAGUUGUUAGGCUGAAACAAAAGCCACCAAUUCAAAGUGUUGAUAAGCCACAAAGUGUCUGUGAUGAAUUAACUGUUCAACAAAUCAGUAUUAUUGACAUCAUGCAGCGGCAAAAUGACAUCACUGCCAUGUUGGUUCAGCAAAACCAAAACUCUGUCUUGCCACCAAGAAACAUCCCUGUUUUCGAUGGUGAUCCUCUUCAAUAUGAAUCAUUUAUAAGAGCGUUUGAGAACAGCGUGGAGGCCAAAACGUCUAAUUUGAGUGACUGUUUGCACUUUUUAGAACAAUACACUAGGGGGCAGCCUAGAGACCUUGUGCAUAGUUGCCAGCAUUUGCCGUCAGAACUGGGCUAUCCUAGAGCUAAAAGUCUUCUUUCUGAACAUUUUGGAAACGAAUAUAAAAUUGCGCAGGCCUACAUGGACAAAAUUAACAAUUGGCCAGCUAUUAAAAAUGAGGACAUUAAAUCACUGCAAGCAUUUUCUCUGUUUCUUAAGGGAUGCUCAAAUUUAACAGAAUAUGUUACUCAUUUGAAAGAAUUGGACUUGCCAUCAAAUAUGAGGAGCAUAAUCCUAAAGCUUCCCUAUAAAAUGAGAGAGAGCUGGAGAAAUGUAGCCUGUGACCUGCAGGAACACAGGGGUCAGAGGGCAUUAUUCAUUGAUCUGGUUGUUUUUAUUGAAAAACAAGUUAAAGUUGUAUCUGAUCCACUGUUUGGUAACAUUAUAGAUCUUCAACAGCUCAGCUCUAAAAACACCCACAGCAGCUUUACCAAACAGAAGAAAAGGGGGAAUAGUUUUGCUACAAAUGUUCUUGCAGUAAAAAAUGAAGAUCCAUCUGAAAAUAAGAACAAGUCCUCAAAGGGUUAUAGCUGUUUGUAUUGUCUCCUAAGUAAUCAUACAAUUGACAAAUGCUUUAAGUUUAAAGACAAGUCACAUAAAGAUAAAGUGAACUUUAUUAAGGAAAAGGGAAUGUGUUUUGGCUGCUUAAAGGUGGGUCACAUAAGCAGAGAAUGCAGAGGUCGCUUGGUCUGUUCUGUUUGUCACCAGCAGCAUCCCAGUGUCCUGCACAUCGACAAGGAGAGUACAGAGGUUUUCUCCAGACAUCCACAGAAUCCUCCAAGUACCACCUCCACAAUGACUCAGACCUGUGGUCAUGUCAGGGUCUGUGAUGAAGAUAACUCAAACCUUUCUAUUGUUGCAGUUCAAGUCAGGAGUCCAAAAACGAACAUCACUGUGCAGACAUAUGCAUUUUUGGACCCAGGAAGCACAGGAACAUUCUGCACUGAAAGUUUGGCCUGGAAGCUGCAACUGAAAGGUAAAAGAACAAGCAUCCAACUGCAAACAAUGGGACAUAAAGAUAUUGAGGACAUCGACAAGUGGCCAUACCUGCAAAGCAUCAAGCUCCAUGACAUAGAUGCUGAUGUAGAUCUGCUCAUUGGCACAGACGCACCUAAAGUAAUGGAGCCAUGGGAGCUGAUCAACAGUCAGGAGGAAGGCCCAUAUGCAGUUUGGACCCGAGUUGGAUGGGUCAUCAAUGGUCCACUCCGGAGUGAGAGGAACAAAACAGGCUAUCAUGCUUUCACUGUAAACAAGAUUUCUGUUAAACAUCUGGAAACAAUGUUGAUUGAACAAUACAAUCAUGAUUUCAAUGAAAAAACAUCCCAAGAGCAAAUUGAAAUGUCUAGAGAAGACAUCAAGUUCAUGAAUAUCAUGAAUAAUUCGGCACAAUUAAAAAAUGGACAUUAUUGUAUUGAUUUGCCUUUUAAGUCUGAAAGUUCCGUCUUGCCUAUUAAUCGUUGUGUUGCAGAACAACGUCUUCUGAGCCUGAAAAGAAAGUUUAACAUGAACAGCACCUUUAAGAAAGAUUACAUUGCAUUUAUGAAUGACAUGCUAUGUAAUGGAUAUGCUGAAAUUGUACCUGAUGAUCAAUUAAUGGGCAAUGAGGGCAAGGUGUGGUACAUACCCCACCACGGUGUUUAUCACCCCCGAAAAGGCAAAUUAAGAGUUGUUUUUGACUGUGCCGCAACAUUCAAGGGAACCUCACUGAACUGCCAGCUGCUACAAGGACCUGAUCUGACUAACUCAGUUGUGGGAGUUCUUCUGCGUUUCAGACAAGAGCCAAUAGCAGUUAUGGCAGAUAUUCAAGCUAUGUUCCACCAGGUUUAUGUUCCAGAGAAACACAGAGACUGUCUUCGCUUCCUCUGGUGGCCCAAUGGUGACACAUCGCAAGUUCCACAGGAAUAUCGGAUGACAGUACAUCUGUUUGGAGCAGUGUCCUCCCCAAGCUGUGCAAAUUAUGCAUUAAGAAGAACAGCAGAAGAUAAUGCUCAGCAGUUUCCAGCUGAAGUGGUCAGUACAAUCAAGCAUAAUUUUUAUGUGGAUGACUGCUUAAAAUCUUUGCCUACAGAAGUGGAAGCAAUAAAGUUUGUUCAAGAUUUGACAUCUCUUUGCAAUAAAGGAGGAUUUAAGCUCUCAAAGUGGCUCAGUAACAGUCCCGCCAUUCUGCAAAUGGUUUCGGGCAACACCAAAGCAAAAGAAAUGUUAGAAAUGGAUUUGGAGCUUCCAAUGGAACGUGCACUUGGAUUGCAGUGGUGCCUUCAAAGUGACUCCUUUAAAUUUAAAGCUUCCCUUCCAGAACGGUCUCGCACAAGAAGAGGAAUACUGUCAGUGGUGAGUUCACUGUACGAUCCCUUGGGGUUUCUUGCUCCCUUCAUCAUCACUGCUAAAUUUCUUUUACAAGAGCUCUGCAGGAGAAACUUGGGCUGGGAUGAUGCAGUUCACCAUCAUUUUUCCAAACAAUGGACUGACUGGCUGGAUGACCUGAAGAGGAUCUCAAAGUUUGAAGUGAGUCGCUGCAUUAAACCUAAAAAUUUUUGUCCUGUUACAGCACAACUCCACCAUUUCUCCGAUGCCAGCCAAGUGGGGUAUGGUACAGUGUCGUAUAUAAGAUUUCAAAGUGAGCAUCAUGUGCAUCUGGCAUUCCUCCUAGGAAAGGCCAGAGUCGCUCCCCUCAAGCAGACAACCAUCCCUCGACUGGAGCUCACUGCAGCCGUCCUUGCUGUACGACUGGACCAACUGCUUCAUAGAGAACUGCAUCUUCUCUGUGAAGAUGUAAUUCUGGAGGCAUCUGUUUUUUGGACAGACAGCACCACUGUCCUAAAAUACAUUUGUAGUGAAGCAAAGAGGUUUCAUACAUUUGUUGCAAACAGAGUGUCAAUCAUUAGAGAAGCUACAUUAGCUAACCAGUGGAGAUAUGUGAGUUCCAAAGACAAUCCAGCAGAUGAAGCAUCAAGAGGGAUGAGAGCAGAGGACUUCUUGGAGCACAGCAAGUGGAUUGAUGGUCCUGAGUUUCUGUACGACUCUGAAAACAAAUGGCCUAAGUUGGGUGUAAAGUAUGACUCACUUCCUGUUGCUGAUGCUGAAAUAAAAAAGGAUGUGACUGUUAAUGCUGUUGUUGAGGAGGCUAAAAACCCUACCAGUUUUUUCAUCUCCUACUUCUCAUCCUGGAUGAAGCUAAAAACAUCUGUAGCCUGGGUUUUAAAGCUUAAAGAACUCCUUCUUCAACUGUCUCAGAAAAGAAAAGAGUUUUCUGACAUGAUGCAUGAGUCUGCAGAAGACGCAAACAUUAAAGAGCAAAAGGUGUUGCAAAAGAUGCAGCAGUUUAAAACUAUGCUAAAAAUCCAGUGCUUAACAUCUGAAGAUUUGACUGCAGCAGAGCAUUUCAUUAUUCUCUUCGAACAACAUCACAGGUUUGAGCCAGAGAUCAGCGCACUCAGAGCCAACAAGACAGUCUCCAAAGACAGCCAGCUGUAUCGACUCGAUCCAGUGAUCGAUGAAGGAGUCCUCAGAGUGGGCGGACGUCUUAAAAAAGCUGCUAUGCCAUUUGAAAUUAAGCAUCCAGUCAUCCUGUGUAAAAACAUGCAUGUGGCAACGUUAAUUCUGCGUUACAUUCACCAUCUGCAUGAAAGACAAAAAUGGAUGAGACGGAAAAGAAACAUCUCUCCUGGAGACAUUGUCCUGAUCGCAGAUGCUACUGCACCUCGAGGAUGUUGGCAGAUGGGGAGAGUCCUGGCAGUCAAAGCUGAUGGAGGAGGACUGGUUCGUUCAGUGCAACUGCAGACCAAAACCAGUGUGUUGGAGAGGCCAGUGACGAAGCUCUGUCUGCUCCUGGAGGCAUCUGCAGACUAAAGACAUUCUUAUUCUUUCUACUCUAUCCUAUUCUAUUCUUUCUUUUUUCUCUUGCAGGUUCGUCAUUAUGGAAAUGAAGGAUAAAGAAGAAUUUAUGUCUUUGCAUUAAUGUAGGACAAUAUUGAGGUUGUUAGAAUAGCUCCUUUAAUUAGAGAUUUAAUUGUGAUUUAAUGCACAAUUAGGGGCUGGAGUGUAGGAGCUAUUUCUCCAUUAUUUUCAGUUAAAGUUUAGAAUGUAGAUUAUUUAGUUUAUUUUUUUGUUUUAUAGUUGAUUUAUAAUUAGAAUGUUUAUUUUGUUGUUUCUAAAUAAGUUUUUGGUUAGUAAUUCACUUAAUUAGUUAAUUGAUUUCAGUUUGGGAAGUGGGUGUGUUUCACAGUAUAAAUACGUAGAGUUUAGAUGAGUCUUUAGGCACAUGGGUGGUCAUAUGGUUUUUUACCUGUCUGUCUGUCCGUCUGUCAUCAGUCAGUGUUAUCAGUGAGAACAGGUGCAGGAGUUAGGAUAGGUUUAUCCGAAGCCUGUAACUUGUUUUAGCAAAAGAUUGAAUAAAAGUAAACUAAGAGCA
Molecule: messenger RNA, 6502 nt
Organism: Xiphophorus hellerii (green swordtail)
Lineage: Eukaryota; Metazoa; Chordata; Actinopteri; Cyprinodontiformes; Poeciliidae
Exons: 2
Coding region: 907-5940 (1677 amino acids)
Molecular function (GO): zinc ion binding; nucleic acid binding
Source: RefSeq, a predicted model, not a curated record